AUGUCCCUACAAAUGCCUGCACCAACGCCAGUGCAGAAGGCAUCGCUGACUCGCCCGAGGCAGAAGUACUCCGCUGCCAGAGCCUUCUACCUUACCAUUCUCGUGAUAUCAGCCAUUGCCAUAUUGAGCCUGCUCAAGGAGAGAAGAAUUGAAUAUGAUAUCAAUGCCGCAAAUCGUGCGCUCUCCAGUCGACCCCGUCUUACCAUCAGAGACGGGCUUCUUCAUGGGAGCAGUGGCGAGCUUGUGCGGAGGGAUCAGGCAUGCCGACUCGUCAAUACCGUUAAAGACAAAUGCGCUUUUGUCCACGCCAACUGCCCAGACGAGGAAUCAGGUCUCUUUUCCUACCUACAAUUCUACUAUUGCAAGCUACACAAGGCUCAACCUCUCGCCUUCAUUAUCUUGAUAGUAUGGCUCGGCCUCCUCUUCAGUACUAUUGGCAUUGCUGCAAGCGACUUCUUUUGCAUAAACCUUAGCACGAUUGCCAGCAUCUUGGGAAUGAGCGAAAGCAUGGCCGGCGUUACCUUCUUGGCCUUUGGAAACGGAAGCCCGGAUGUCUUUUCCACGUUUGCUGCAAUGAAGACAAAUAGCGGAAGCCUGGCUGUUGGCGAGCUCAUUGGCGCUGCUGGAUUUAUCACUGCUGUAGUGGCUGGGUCAAUGGCCUUGGUGAGACCUUUCAAGGUUGCAAGAAAGAGCUUUGUUAGAGAUGUGGGCUUCUUCAUUGUUGCCGCAAGCUUUAGCAUGGUCUUUCUAGCGGACGGUCACCUACAUCUAUGGGAGUGCGCCGUCAUGGUCGCAUUCUAUGUGUUCUAUGUGGUUACGGUGGUUUUCUGGCAUUGGUAUUUGCGCCGGCGAUCUCGUCGAAGAUUACUAGAAGACGCAGCAAGGGGUAAUUUCCAUACCCCCGGAGCAGAUGAAGCGGAGGACGAGCCAUACCAUGAUGAAGACGACGAGGACGCUGCAGCAAGAGGAAGUCGGGCUCCAACUAGAACAGUCUCGGCCAACGAUUUUGCUAAUCUGGAGAGAGGAGGGAGUCCGAUGAUUAGACCCAUGGAUGAAGAAGCGGAUGCAGACGAUCAGACUCGAGACCGUUAUCUAGCCGAGAUCAGUAGUAAUAUGAGAGUCAGCCGACGGAAGCCUGGAGAGCGUAGGAACACCAUCAACCCAAUUAGGCCAAGUCUGGUCGGCGCACUCGAGUUCAGAGCAGUACUAUCGUCUCUGCAGAAAUCGAGAAAUAUCCAGACUAUUCCUAUUAACCUUCGCCGAUACUCAGACGAUCCAUCUUAUUCUGCAGCGCAACAGCAGGACAAUUAUUCGACGGUUUCCAAUCCGGAAAACAACUAUGACGAUGUCGACGCUCAUGAUGUGGCUUCUAAUGCUUCUUUAUGGCCGAGUGCGGAUGGUGAACGGACUGGUCCAAAUCGCAUUCGCGCUGUUUCUGCAAAUGAUGCGGUGGGUCUUCGACUCGACCCCAAGACCUUGCAAAAUGCACGUGUGCCAGAGAUUGACCUCCUAGGUGCAACGCCACCAGGACCGGGAGGGCUGCAGCCCGUGGAUGGAACUGCGGAUCGUCGACCCAGCGGAAGGUCUCUAAGUCCUCCAGCCCCAACUCUGUCUUUAUCGCCUGCGGCCGACGAGUUCGGAUAUCUUUCUAUGAGUCCUGCGUCCAUGUCUCCUUUGCAACACGGUCGGUCCGGCGAGCUUCUGGCUCCACCCGAGGACAGCCUUCUUGGGUCACGAAACCAUGCUCAGUCUCGAGUCGACAGCCAGCAGGAUAACGCCGGCUUGCCAGAAGAUUUACCAAAGUUGAUUGGGAGACCAAGCGUACCUAGGAUACAGAUACCGCGGUCUUCAGGAUCACAGUCGUCAAGAGGUUCAAGCCCGCACUCACCGUUCCCAGCUUACCACAACGAUCGGAAUUUUGUAUCUUCGUCACGCACACCGAGCAUACGAUUACCUCCGUCUAGUAUCGGAUCCGAGUCAACUUUUCACCAAAAUCUUUAUCAAGAACCUGAAGAGAAGCCGAUGCGGUGGUGGCCUUAUAAAGUCCUUCCAUCGCCGCAAAUUCUCGUAUCAACUCUGUUUCCCACGCUCUACUCAUGGAAAGACAAGAACCUUUGGGAGAAGCUCUUAGGUAUCGUAGCCGCACCAAGCGUCUUCCUCCUUGCCAUUACCUUGCCUAUUGUUGAAGUCGAUAAGGAGGAGGAUGGAGUCCUUCCAGAUAUUGUCGAUCCGGAUCCAGGUCUGCUUUCGCCCCGUCGUUCUCGAUCCCGUUCACCCUCAACGGUUAUUACAGCACUCCCUCCAGACAGUCCUUCGACGGAGGCCGCUAGCAACGGCGAGGGACUGGAACCGCCGUAUUUUGGGAAAUAUGGAAAGCAAGUGACUGUGUCACCAUCUAUCAACAUUGUGGAGCCUGAGAAUGGCAGUGCCAUAAAACCUCUGCCCGAGGAGCCUGGGCCUCUCCACCCGCCGGGCCACCAGUCCAACAGUGUAACGAACUCACCCAGUCCGACCCAGCCACCUUCAUCCCCUAAAGAGUGGAACCGUUGGCUUGUAGCUACCCAAAUUUUUACGGGCCCCUUGUUCAUUGUCGUCCUGCUCUGGGCAAACACGGACCCCAGCCUCUCGCCCCGCAACCUCCUUCUACCGUGUCUUUACGCCCUUAUCGCUUCCCUGCUCGCCUUUGCCAUUCUAAUUCUCACCACCACACCUUCUCGUGCUCCCAAACACCGCUAUUUGCUCUGUUUCUUUGGUUUUAUCAUCUCUAUUGCCUGGAUAUCUACCAUUGCCAACGAAGUCGUCGGCGUCCUCAAAGCCUUCGGAGUCAUCCUUGGCAUCAGCGACGCUAUCCUAGGACUCACCAUUUUCGCAGUUGGAAAUUCCCUGGGUGACCUCGUCGCUGAUAUUACCGUUGCAAGGCUCGGCUAUCCUGUUAUGGCACUAAGCGCCUGCUUUGGUGGUCCCAUGCUGAAUAUUCUUCUUGGUAUUGGUCUCAGCGGACUGUAUAUGACGAUCCAGGGAGGCGAGAGAAGACACGAGAAGCAUCCGGGGCGACCAAUACGAUACAAACCAUAUCAGAUUGAAGUGGGAGGAACAUUGCUGAUCAGUGGAGUAACGCUUUUGGUCACGCUGGCAGGGCUGUUAGUCAUCGUGCCUUUGAGGGGCUGGUGGAUGGAUAGGAGGGUAGGCUGGGGUCUUGUUGCUUUAUGGUGCGCCAGUACAAUCGGUAAUGUGGCUGUAGAGAUAGUGGGUUGGGGAAAGGAAUCGUAA
Letharia columbiana is the source of this 3270-nucleotide messenger RNA. RefSeq lists its product as uncharacterized. Gene Ontology annotation, cellular component: membrane. The record is from RefSeq and is a predicted model, not a curated record. Gene Ontology annotation, molecular function: monoatomic cation transmembrane transporter activity. The coding region runs from base 1 to 3270 and encodes 1089 amino acids. Lineage: Eukaryota; Fungi; Ascomycota; Lecanoromycetes; Lecanorales; Parmeliaceae. The transcript is spliced from 2 exons. Gene Ontology annotation, biological process: transmembrane transport; intracellular calcium ion homeostasis; monoatomic cation transport.